Molecule: messenger RNA, 575 nt
Organism: Cyanistes caeruleus (blue tit)
Lineage: Eukaryota; Metazoa; Chordata; Aves; Passeriformes; Paridae
Source: RefSeq, a predicted model, not a curated record
GCCUAUUGGCUCCCGUCAGGCUCCGCCCCGGCUCCUCAGCCAAUCGCGUGGCUCAUCACACGCAGGAGUUCGCACAGCGCCCCCUGGUGGUCAGGAGGGGGCAGCGCUUCCAUGUGGGCGUGGCCUUGCCCCGCCCCCUCCGCGAGGGCGACGAGAUUUGCAUGGAGCUGACGCUGGGCCCCACCCCCCAGGUCUCCAAGGGCACUCACGUCCUGGUCCCGCUCGGAGGCUCCUCCCCCUCGGGCUGGGAGGCGGAGCUUGACGAGGGCGUGGCCGAGCCGCUGGUGGGCGUGGCCGGAAGUGAGGUGUUGUGGGUGGGGCUCCGGGCCCCGCCCACGGCUCCCAUUGGUCGGUACCGGCUGAGCGUCAGGACGAGGACGGAGAGCGGGGAAUUCGCCGCGCCCUUCGAGGCCGACAACGACGUGGUGCUGCUCUUCAACCCCUGGUGUCCCGAAGAUUCCGUGUUCAUGGAGAAAACCAGCGAGCUCAGCGAGUGUGUCCUGAAUUUGGGGGAAAAUUGGGUUGGGGAUUCCAGAAGAUUCCGUGUUCAUGGAGAAAACCAGCGAGCUCAGCGA